Molecule: messenger RNA, 1636 nt
Organism: Rhodamnia argentea
Lineage: Eukaryota; Viridiplantae; Streptophyta; Magnoliopsida; Myrtales; Myrtaceae
Product: protein BTR1
Exons: 8
Coding region: 309-1262 (317 amino acids)
Biological process (GO): regulation of gene expression
Cellular component (GO): cytoplasm; cytosol
Molecular function (GO): mRNA binding
Source: RefSeq, a predicted model, not a curated record
AAAGAAAGAGGAGGAAGAAAUUAGAAAAUCGAAAAACCGCGACGACUCUCCGCUCAGAAAACCACCGAUUCGCACCGACGCCAUUGCCAUCUCUCUCUCUCUCUCUCUCUCUCUCUCUCCUCUGCCUCUGCCUCCGUGAGUUCGCACGUUUCAGCUUUGACCUUGUGCUUCUUCUUCUUCUCCUCCUCCUCCUUCUGCUUUCCGUAGCCAUUUCCAGAUGUUGCUUCUGGUUUAGCUCACAUUCUCUCUGUCUCUCGGAUAACGUAGAUUAGGUCGGUAACUGAAACUGAUUCUCCGGAACUAGAGGGAUGGAGUCGAACGAGACCUCGUACGUGUCGUCGCCGGAGCUCGGGCCGAAGCGGUCCUCGCCGCCGCCGACGCCUAAAUCCCCGACUUCAGAUUCUCUGGAGAAGCCAACAUAUAUUAGGUUUCUUGUGUCAAAUGCUGCAGCUGGAUCAGUUAUUGGAAAGGGUGGUUCAACAAUUACUGACUUUCAGUCACAGUCUGGAGCACGUAUUCAGUUGUCACGAAAUCAAGAAUUCUUUCCUGGGACAACUGACAGGAUUAUCAUGAUAUCUGGUCCAUUUGAUGAUGUGCUGAAAGCAGUAGAACUCAUUCUCUCGAAAUUGCUAAGCGAGAUUCAUCUUGAAGAGGGCAAUGAUGUUGAUCCAAGAACAAAAGUGAGACUAGUCGUUCCAAAUAGCUUCUGUGGUGGCAUAAUUGGCAAGGGAGGAGCCACGAUAAAGUCAUUUAUUGAAGAGUCCCAAGCUGGUAUCAAGAUAUCUCCUCAGGAUAAUAAUUAUUAUGGGUUGAACGAUAGGCUAGUGACUGUGACAGGCACUUUGGAUGAACAAAUGCGAGCAGUCGAUCUGAUCCUCUUGAAGCUAUCAGAAGAUCUUCACUAUCCACAGUCUGUUAAUGUGCCAUUUUCUUAUGCAGCAGCAUAUAAUGGGGUGAACUAUGGACCAGCUGGAGGUGGAGGUGGAGGGAAGUUUCAGAACAACAAGGAAGAGCGAAGUAACUCGAUGACUAUUGGCAUUGCAGAUGAGCACAUUGGAUUGGUGGUUGGUCGAGGUGGACGGAAUAUCAUGGACAUCAGUCAGGCUACUGGGGCCAGGAUAAAAAUAUCAGAUAGAGGUGACUUCAUGUCUGGGACAACUGACAGGAAAGUCACAAUCACGGGAUCGCAGAGAGCAAUUCGUGCAGCCGAGGCCAUGAUAAUGCAAAAGGUUGCAUACGCCUCGGAGAAAAGCGUGAAUUAGUUCUCAAGUUCCAUCCAUUGUUGUAGAAAAAAUUUGUGGACCCUCCUUCAGUCUGUCCACAAGUUCACUGAUUUUUUAAAAUCCGUUGUGAUCUAAUUCGUUGGCAGGUGAUGCACGAGUUAUCUUUGGAAGAGUGAGAUCAGGAAGUCCUUUUUGGAGAGUUCGUUUUUUUUUUACGAAAUAGUGUCUGCUUAUUUAAGUCAAAAGGAAAUUGUUGUAGGAAAUUUGUGUUGUUUCUUUCCCCAAAUGGAACAAUUAACUCGGCUUUCGAGCAGGUUAUUCUCUAUCUAAGGUGAUACAUCCUAGAUUUAUUAUUUGAAGGAAAAACGAUGGCAGAAGAAAAGGAGAAUUCAAAGUACAAUUUCUUGCAUCUC